AAAUCUUAUCUUCUUGCGAAUCCAACCACUUCCAACUCUGCGUUCCUCGUCCUGUAGAUCUCCAAGGCCCUGAAUUUCACUGGCAAGAUCCAAUUUUUAUAGGAAUUGGGUCGUCAAAAUCCUUUUUUUUUUCUACCGUUAACGAGCGAUCCGUCAGCGCCGGCGAACGAUGUCUGAUGGUGUAACCCCCACCGCUGCCACCGGCGGCAUCGUCCCGCCGGUGGCACCGCCCCGUCGCCGCUCUCUCAGCCCCCGCCACCUAAUCUGCCUGACCGUCGCAGCCGUCCUCGCUGCCUACCGCAUGGUCCCCUCCACUGACCUCGCCUUCGCCCCCUUCUCCCUCGCCUACAUCUACUUCCUCUCCGCCUUCGCCUUCCCACCCCUCCGCUCCGCCGACAACAGCCCAGUGUUCGACCUCCGCAACCGCCUCCUCGGCCAAUACGUCUCCUUCGCCGCCUUCCUCGGCCUCCUCCUGCCGCUUAUGCACAUCCUCGACUGCGCCUCCGGCGGAGACACUGGCGGCGCCGUUGCCGCCGCCCCGCACCUGUUCCUCCUCUGCAUCCAGGUGUUCCUCGAGGGCUUCACCUUCUCCCGCGGUUUCUCGCUGCCGAUCUUCGCCUUCACGCCCAUCCUCUACAACAGCAAGCGACUCGUCGCCUUAUUUUGGUGGGUGGCAAGCGAGUUCGAGAGGGCAGAGGGAGGGCGGCGGAUGGUGGCGGGGCGCGUCCUCGCGGUUGCCAAUUCGAUCCUUUGGGUCUACAAUCUGUUUGGGUUUUUGCUCCCCGUUUACCUGCCCAGGGUCCUCCAGCGCUACUAUUCCGGAUCAAAAUAAUAACAAUUUGUAUAAGGGGUUAUAUGCAAGAUUUUUAAUAACUACUGGUGAUAUCUAAGCUGUACUUCAAUCUUUGUGAAUCCUUCAUUUGUAACUAAGCUCAUAGAUUAACACUUGCCAAACGUGUUAGCUAUCGACAUUGUAAAGAUCUCCAAAGUUAUUGGAUUCUGAUUUUAAAAAGUAGAGCGACAUGAGCUUCAAAAUUAA
This is a messenger RNA of Zingiber officinale, 1039 nucleotides long. RefSeq lists its product as uncharacterized. The transcript has a single exon. NCBI's taxonomy places the organism in Eukaryota, Viridiplantae, Streptophyta, Magnoliopsida, Zingiberales, Zingiberaceae. Bases 170 to 832 code for a protein of 220 amino acids. The record is from RefSeq and is a predicted model, not a curated record.